UUCCAAAGCCAGUUUUGGGAACAGGGAGGGGGAGGGGAGCGGGGGGCCUUCAGGACAUCUGUGGGAACUUGUUUUCAGACCUAAUUAAUUUGAACCAUGCUCGGGAGGGGGUUGCAGUUCGGUGUGGGAUUGUUCAUCCCACAGCACGGAGCAGCUCCCCCAGAACAUUGCAGGGACAUGAGGUGGGAAAUCCCAUCUUUCCAAGCAGCAAUUCCUUCAGUUUGGUGGGGAAUAUCCCAAGGAAUUUAUCCCAACUCCACAUCCCACCAGGUCUCAGGUCUGAGCUGCCUUGAGCACCCGCCAGAGAGUGGAACUGGUGGCCCUUCAGCACUUUUGUGUCAUCCCAGUGACAGAUAAACCUUCACAGGGAAUAUUCCACAUUCCUCAGAGCAGGAAGGGCCCAGUUCCUCAGUCAGGGCUCAGCUCCCACCUCACUCCCAGCCCUGCUCCCUGAGCUCCUGGCUGCGUUUUUUCACUUGGAGUCCCUGAGCCAUCCGUUUGUUUAUCGGGAUGGAUGUCGAUAACCUGGUCCCACCAACCCACCCUGGCUCUCCAGCUGUGCCAGAUGUGACUGUUCCACCUUAAAAUCACCCAUGAUGGGGUUGGAUUUGGGAAGAGUUGACCCCAAACGCUUUGUAGGAAGGGUUUAGUGGAUUGAGUGUCCGGGGUGUUCCUGCAGCAGGGAGUGAUGUUUAUCUCCGCUUCAGGAUGGGAACAGACCCAGAUCCCUCUGAUCAUGCCUCUUUUCCCCGGUUUGCCCAUCCCCGGCAGCAUCCCGGGAGGUUCCAGGCAUGACCGUUCCCUUGAGGGAGGUGCCGGGGGCCGGACCGAGCGCCGGGAGUUUUGAAAUCCAGCGGUAAAGCCGGGCUUGCCCCCUGCUCGUCCCGCGUCCGUGCCGCGGGAUGCCUGGCGUUCCUGAGAGCAUCCCGGCCCGCCGGGGCUCCAUUGGCUGCGGGGGCCAACGUUGCCUUUUUAGGCUGCGCGUGGGCUCCGCUCGGGGCUGCGCUGCCGCCGGGCCGGGCCGCAGGGAUGGGGGAUCCCGCAGGGAUGGGGGAUCCCGCAGGGAUGGGGGAUCCCGCAGGGAUGGGGGAUCCCGCAGGGAUGGGGGAUCCCGCAGGGAUGGGCGGCCUGGGGCCGACCCGCGUGUGCCCACAAAUCCCGCGGUGGAGGAGCGAUGGGACUCGGAGCUGCCGAGCGGGGCCAGGGGUUGAUGCUCCGCGCUUGUGCCAGCCCGGGAUCCAGGGGUGUCUCUGAGGUUUUGGGUUUGUCCCCCCGCCUUGGAAUGCGAUGGGGUCCUGCCACCGGCCCCUGGCACAGCCGUACCCUCUCCGUGUUGGUUCUCUCCAGCCUCUGCCUCCAUCCAACCCCUUUUCCCACCCCCACUGCUGGGUUUGGGGUUAAUUUUUUGUAAGGUGGUUUGGGGUUUUUUUUUUAACAGCCUUUCUCCUCGGUGACCUCAUGUCUGGCAGGGUCCCAAGGGAUCCGGGGUGGGAUGUGAGGCAGCAGAAGGACCCCGGGGCAGAGGGUUUGGGGGGGACACCAAGUACAUGGCCAGGGGACAAAUCCAGCCUGAGAUUCCCCAGGGAAAGGGAAUAACCAGGACAGAGCCAUCCCUGGGGGACAUUGGAGGUGUGAACAGGCUGGGAGUGGUGGGGAGACACUGUGUCCCAUGGAGUGACAGCCCUGAGUCUGCUCCCUCCUUCCAGGACAGAGCCAUCCCUGGGCAAUGUUAGAGGUGUAAAGGGUCUGGAGUGCUGGGGGGACACCGUGUUCCAUGGAGUGACAGCCCAGAUUCUGCUCCUUCCCCCCAGAACAGAGCCAUCCCUGGGGGACACUGGAGGUGUGAACAGUCUGGAGUGCUGGGGGGACACCGUGUCCAUGGGGUGACAGCCCAGAUUCUGCUCCCUCCUUCCAAGACAGAACCAUCCCUACGGGAUGUUAAAGUUAUGAACAAGCUGGAGGAACGUUGUGUCCCUGCCCUGCCCCACAGGGUGACAGCCCAGAGUCCUCUCCCUGCAGGACCAUGGGGGACAGGACCUUUGGAUCCCUUGGUGGUGGUGGGACCUGCAGCUCCUUCCCCUGCUCCAGUGCUGGGAUGUCCCUGAGCACAGGGAGCAUCCCGGGCCCCCCGGCCUCAGUUUCCCCUUGUGCCCCCCGAGCUCCCCGAGCUCUGGGUGGUGGUUCCUGGGCACCUCUCCUGCCUCCCCUGGAUGUUCCAGAGAGCUCCCAGUGUGGGCCCGUUGCCCUUAAAAAGGCAGCAGGAGUUUGGGAGCUGCUGGUUGGCCUCUGCCAGGGCCACGGGCCUGGCGGUUCCACUCCCACUGCCAAGGGCUGGGGGUGGCUGCGGCCCCCCCGGGCUGUGUCCAGGCAGGGGGGCCAGGGGCCAACACCCACAGAGCCCCGUGGAGCUCCAGGCUCAUCCCACCUCCCAGAUCCUCCCGGGGGCACCCACAGUGUGGGGCUGGGAUUCGGACUCACAACUCCUGGCCUGGCUCAGGCUGAGGAUUUAGGGAAUUGAGGGGCUUUGGGACACCAAAAGCCCAAAAAUGGGGGUGGAGAGAGAGAAAACCACAAGGAGAGGCAUCUCCAAAGCGCAGAAUUCCAGAGAUCCCGGGGAGCUGAGGCUGGGAGGAGGCGAUGCACUGACCCAGGGCCUUUCCAGCAGUGCCAAAUUCCCACCCCAGCUCCGGGGUGUCCCCACGGUGGAGCCCCCACACCCACCUCCCCCCGGGUGGGGUUUCUCCAUGUUCUCCCCAGGAACUGGAGUUACUUCCACCUCCCUUUUCCGAGCCUGUCACUUAUAAGGACUUGUGUCUCACUUGUUUAUCGGAGCGGAGCAUAAAAGGAACAGACUCCCAACUGGGCCGUUGCCUCCCAAAGCAUCCCCACAUACAUUUUUCCUACAAUAAUUAAACUGCUGGGUCCUACCACCAGCCCGAGGUCAAUUUAAUGAAAUAAAACACCUUAUAUGGCCAUAUGGCCAACACACCAUCACUGAGCCUAUUUAGGGUCUUUGUUUAGAGAGGAUCCGCCUCUGAGGUUCCUCGGGCUCGCUGGUAUUUAUACCCACGGCACAGCGGGGCUCGGUCCCAGAGGAAAGGAGCUCUCGCCUCUGCGGUGAGUACUGCCCUGCCCUGCCCUGCUUCCCAGCUCCUGGGAGGAGAGGGGAAGGAAUAACACCCCGGGGGGGGUUUGGGGUGCCCCAGCCUUCAUGGGGCGGCCCCAGCUCAGUCUGCAUGGCACAGAGGGGGUGCCAACCCCGGGGGCUUCCCAGAGGUGACAAGAGCUGGGCUGCAGCCAAGGCGGGUUGUGCUCUUCCAGAAAUCCCUGGGAUUUGGGAUUUUUUGCUUUCUGGGCUGAGGCCCAAGGCAGGUUGUGCUCUUCCAGAAAUCCCUGGGAUUUGGGAUUUUUUGCUUUCUGGGCUCCUGCAAGGUUUUUGCUGCUUCCCUCUGGAUUUGGGGGCACAUCCCCCAGUGUAGGGGGGGGAGCCCCCAGGAAGGGCUGGGGUUUUUCCCAUUAUUGGGAGCAGAUGCAGCAGGAGGCUGCUGAGACAGAACCGGAUGAGGGGGCAUCAGCUGACACCCCUCUGCCCGCUUUUGGGGGGCACCAGCUAGGCUUGGCAACACUGGAGCUCCCCGGGGGGGCUUUGGCACCGAUUUUGGGCACCAGCUGGAGAAGGAUGGAGGAGCAGCACCAGCGUGGAGCAGCACAUGGGGAAUGAGCAUCACCCCACUCCCAGCAUCCCCACACUGGGGUCAGACUGGGUGGCCAGCCCUCGGCACAGCCCACAGAGGACUUUGUGAGACUGCCCAUUCCCAAGGACUCCAACCCUUCCAAACCCAAAGCUGUAUGCAGUGCCGCGGGACAGCCCCCUCCCCCGUUCACCCUUAACGCCAUUUCCCCCCGGCCCCAGCUUUUCCCCCAGGUCCCCCCGAGCACCAACCACUCCCAGCCCCACCAUGUGCGAGGAGGAAACCACUGCCCUGGUCUGUGACAAUGGCUCCGGCCUCUGCAAGGCCGGCUUCGCCGGCGACGACGCCCCGCGCGCCGUCUUCCCCUCCAUCGUGGGGCGGCCCCGGCACCAGGGUGUCAUGGUGGGCAUGGGGCAGAAGGACAGUUACGUGGGCGACGAGGCGCAGAGCAAGAGGGGCAUCCUCACGCUCAAGUACCCCAUUGAGCACGGCAUCAUCACCAACUGGGAUGACAUGGAGAAGAUCUGGCACCAUUCCUUCUACAACGAGCUGCGCGUGGCCCCCGAGGAGCACCCGACCCUGCUCACCGAGGCCCCCCUCAACCCCAAGGCCAACCGGGAGAAGAUGACGCAGAUCAUGUUUGAAACCUUCAAUGUCCCCGCCAUGUACGUCGCCAUCCAGGCCGUCCUCUCCCUCUACGCCUCCGGCCGCACGACCGGCAUCGUCCUGGACUCCGGGGACGGCGUCACCCACAACGUGCCCAUCUACGAGGGCUACGCGCUGCCCCACGCCAUCAUGCGCCUGGACCUGGCCGGGCGGGACCUCACCGACUACCUCAUGAAGAUCCUCACCGAGAGGGGCUACUCCUUCGUCACCACCGCCGAGCGGGAAAUCGUGCGGGACAUCAAGGAGAAGCUCUGCUACGUGGCCCUGGACUUCGAGAACGAGAUGGCCACGGCCGCCUCCUCCUCCUCGCUGGAGAAGAGCUACGAGCUCCCCGACGGGCAGGUCAUCACCAUCGGCAACGAGCGCUUCCGCUGCCCCGAGACCCUCUUCCAGCCCUCUUUCAUUGGCAUGGAAUCGGCCGGGAUCCACGAGACCACCUACAACUCCAUCAUGAAGUGUGACAUCGACAUCCGCAAGGACCUCUACGCCAACAACGUGCUGUCGGGCGGCACCACCAUGUACCCCGGCAUCGCCGACCGCAUGCAGAAGGAGAUCACGGCACUGGCCCCCAGCACCAUGAAGAUCAAAAUCAUCGCCCCCCCGGAGCGCAAGUACUCGGUGUGGAUCGGCGGCUCCAUCCUGGCGUCCCUCUCCACCUUCCAGCAGAUGUGGAUCAGCAAACCCGAGUACGACGAGGCCGGACCCUCCAUCGUCCACCGAAAAUGCUUCUAAGCCCCCUCUCCACCCCGUGGUGGCCACCCUGGCCUGGGCUGGGGAGCCCCACUCCUCCUCCUCAGCCCCUGCUGCUCCUCCCUCCCCCCCACUGCGCAUUAAAAAGCCUUUUCUCCA
Pipra filicauda (Wire-tailed manakin) is the source of this 5207-nucleotide messenger RNA. RefSeq names its product actin gamma 2, smooth muscle (gene ACTG2). The transcript is spliced from 8 exons. Gene Ontology annotation, cellular component: cytoplasm. Bases 3960 to 5090 code for a protein of 376 amino acids. Lineage: Eukaryota; Metazoa; Chordata; Aves; Passeriformes; Pipridae. Gene Ontology annotation, biological process: vascular associated smooth muscle contraction. The record is from RefSeq and is a predicted model, not a curated record.